Messenger RNA from Diabrotica virgifera virgifera (western corn rootworm), 621 nucleotides. RefSeq lists its product as uncharacterized. The record is from RefSeq and is a predicted model, not a curated record. Lineage: Eukaryota; Metazoa; Arthropoda; Insecta; Coleoptera; Chrysomelidae. The transcript has a single exon. Bases 1 to 621 code for a protein of 206 amino acids.
AUGGCCCCGUGUACUGGAUGGGACGUAACAUUUUUAGAGGGCAGUGUUAUGGCUGUGGAUAGGGAGACAAUUCUCGAGUUUUUAUAUGCACACGGGGUGUUAAAAAGUACGAGAAAGUGUGGUGGUUACGGCAGCGUAUUAAAAGUGAAUACGGAAGGAAAAUUUAAGUGUAGCAAAAUGGUCUCCAAAAAUAAACAGGCAAAAAAGCGUUGCGGCUUUACUGUAUCGGCAAGGAAGGGGACUUAUUUUGAGUCAGCUAAAUUGCCGAUAGAGAAAGUGUUUACUUUGGCGUCGAUUUUGCUAUGGUUAAAUCCUCCUAGGUAUGGCUUCAUUCGGGAUAACUUGAAAAUUGCUCAACAAACUGUUACCGAUUGGUACUCUUUUUCACGUGAGGUCUUUGUGAGUUUCGCAAUGAAACACUUAGAGAAAUUGGGUGGAGAAGGCAGUUUAAUUGAAUUAGAUGAAGCAAAAUUCGGCAAGCGAAAGUACAAUGUCAGAAGAAUCGUUGACGGGGUUUGGGUAUGGGGAGCCAUUGAUCGAAACUCCAAGAAGUUCUUUUUAGUGCCGGUCGAAAAAAGAGAUAGAGACACUUUGCUUGGAGUGAUUAAGAGAAAACAGUAG